Zasmidium cellare ATCC 36951 is the source of this 1485-nucleotide messenger RNA. RefSeq lists its product as uncharacterized. The transcript is spliced from 6 exons. The coding region runs from base 1 to 1485 and encodes 494 amino acids. Gene Ontology annotation, biological process: positive regulation of transcription by RNA polymerase II. Gene Ontology annotation, cellular component: nucleus. Gene Ontology annotation, molecular function: sequence-specific DNA binding. The record is from RefSeq and is a predicted model, not a curated record. NCBI's taxonomy places the organism in Eukaryota, Fungi, Ascomycota, Dothideomycetes, Mycosphaerellales, Mycosphaerellaceae.
AUGCCAAGAUACAUCUCACAACCGGCCGAGUGUGUCCUUCCUGAUGAUGACAAAAGCCCGAUGGUCGUAUUGCCUGAUCAAACUACGACAAUGUCUUACCUGGAGUGCUUUGCCGAGCAUGCUCAAGUAACUUAUCGAUAUGUGCCACGGCAACAGUGGCAGUCUCUGGUCACCCGCCUGUACUCAGACGACGAAAGUCUUCUCAACGACGACGUGAACAUGUCAUUGCUAUUGCUUGUCGUUGGGCUCGGAUGUAUAUGGUAUCCUUCGUGGAAGAACAAAGAAUUCUCUUCCUAUAGAACUAAAGCCACCAGACUGUACAGAGCAGCGAAGUCACGCUUGACAAAAGUAGCUGCAACGUUCCCACCAACGGUAGCCGCUGUGCAGGCAUUCACCCUAGAAUGCCAGCUGCUCCUCACGAUGAACCACUUCAACACAGCUUGGCUCUCAUUAGGCAUGGCUAUAAGAAUGGGUCAAAUCAUUGGCUUCCAGAAACAGCAUCCUCAACCUGCUCAAGCUGAUUCCUUCGAGGAGACGAUACGGGCAUCGUUGGUGAAGAUCAUUGGCCUUGUCAUGAGAAAGCUAUAUCCAGCAACAUCCCAAGAAACAACAUGGCUCGAAGACCACGUUCAUGAAUUUGAGGCGAGCCUUCAACGUUGGCUUAAAGAAACGCCAACUUUCUUCCACCCUGGCGACAAUAGGACCAAGACCUCCUCAGAUGACAACACUCUCUUCGAGGUUCCCUGGAGCUUUAAACGACAACAGCGGACUGUCCGAAUGACAUAUCACUUCGCUACCAUGCUCAUGUAUCGUGGAAGCCUCCUCAGCGAGUUCCUCCGCACUGAAGCAAACAUGUCUCGCGAGACGCCUCCCCCUACCGCUGUUCAGAAAUGUGUCCAAGCCGCAGUGCACAUGGCCUCGUUUGCAGCAGACAUCGCUGAAGAUACCACGUACAACACGGUCUUCUGGACGACUUCAUACUUCACGUUCUGUGCGAUUUCCAUAUUACUUGUGUAUCUGGCACUAUAUCGGGAUGUCGAUGAUCGAGCGCAGUUGGAGGUCCUACUGGAGAAAGCUAUGCGAGGUCAUAGAAAGCUUGACCAAAGCGUAAAUUUAGAGACACAAAGGCUGCUGGAAGAAUCGAGGAACCUUGCCAGCCAUGCGAGGCCUCUCAGCAACGAAGGAGCGGACCACUCUACGAAUGAACGAUUAGCUCACCAGAGCGAGAUCACAUCAAUCUCACGCAGUGAGCCGUCCGCCAUUGAAGCACAAGAUGGACCGCCCCUUCGUGACGCCGACUUUACCCACGAUCUGGUGAGAUCUCUCACCGAAGCCAGCAAACCACCAGUCACACUGACCCUCUUGCAGUUCGACCUCGACACGUCUCGCAACAACAAUGACUUGGGAAUGAUUCUGAACGUCGGCUUCGACUGCUCGCUGCCAGACCUCUUCGAUCUCGACGCUUCUCGACAUUUCCCGGGCUGA